UACGGCACACCCGGUCGCCCCAUAACGUUUUGUCAGCAGACCUAUUUCGACUCCGUGUUACUUUCGGCAGCUCCUUUUCUGUUGUGCCGUGUUGCCCUGCUCCCUGCAGAAGGUUAGUACUAAAUACAGGCAGGUCUUCACGUCUUAUGUCAUGUAACUUGUAUAAAGGCUAGUUUAAUUCAUCAUGUCUGUCGACUGGAUUGGAUUUGGAUACGCUGCCCUUGUAACUUCGGGAGGAAUCAUCGGUUAUGUGAAAGCAGGCAGCGUUCCUUCCUUGGCUGCUGGUCUGGUCUUCGGAGGCCUGGCAGGGCUGGGGGCAUACCAGAUGUCACACAAUCCAAAGAAUGUCUGGAUUUCUCUAGCUGCAUCAGGGACCUUGGCAGGAGUGAUGGGGAUGAGAUUUUACAAUUCUGGGAAGUUCAUGCCUGCUGGGCUCAUUGCAGGGGCAAGUCUUCUAAUGCUGGGGAGAAUUGGUAUGAAGAUGUUGCAGAAACCUCAUGAACCGUAGUGACAGUUCCAGUUACAGGCAGACAUUAAAAAUGUAUAAAUGUGCAUUUGUUUUUUUUAAAAAAAAGUAAAAUCGUGGUUUGCUGGGUCCGGUUCAGACACUGUGAAGACGAAUGAACUUUGUAAAAAUGUUGAAUAAAAAGCUCAAGGUU
This is a messenger RNA of Lepisosteus oculatus (spotted gar), 659 nucleotides long. It is a transcript of the gene tmem14ca, whose product is annotated as transmembrane protein 14Ca. The record is from RefSeq and is a predicted model, not a curated record. Lineage: Eukaryota; Metazoa; Chordata; Actinopteri; Semionotiformes; Lepisosteidae. Gene Ontology annotation, biological process: regulation of heme biosynthetic process. Gene Ontology annotation, cellular component: mitochondrial membrane.